AUGACACCAACUUUAUUUGAUGUGUACGAGAUUUUAGGAUUGGCUAUGGAUGGUGAGCCUGUUACAUGCCGUGCUAUUAGUGACCUCCACGAGUUCAUAGAAAACAAUUUGGGUAUAUUUCCCACUGAAGGCAACUUGACAAUCAUAAAACAUUCACGGUUGAAGGCUAAUUUUAGAGAAUUGCCACUUGAUGCAACCCCUGUGGAAGUAGUUAUAUAUACUCGCGUUUAUCUACUCUUCCUCAUCAGCAUUACCAUUUUCGUUGAUGCAUCAGUUGCAACAGUCCCAACAAGGUACUUGCAGUUCUUUGAAGAUAUUGAGCAAGCUAGCAGAUUUGUAGGGGGUAUUGUAAUCCUCGCAUAUUUAUAUCGUUCCCUUAGAAAAGCUUUUACUUUCAAGCGAAGGUAUUUUAGUGGUUCUGCCACUCUUAUGCAAGUAAUAGGGAAUUUGUACUUCAAGCCUACUGAAGCCAUUUCUGAUGACAAGCAUAUGACAUUCCAAACUGCAAUGUGCAUAACGACUCUUAUCUUUGAUGAUAUUGUCGAGCCAUACAUGCCAGAUCAU
Molecule: messenger RNA, 564 nt
Organism: Amborella trichopoda
Lineage: Eukaryota; Viridiplantae; Streptophyta; Magnoliopsida; Amborellales; Amborellaceae
Source: RefSeq, a predicted model, not a curated record